AUGGCUGCUGCUGCUGCUCCGUCUGUGGCGACGUCCCCGUCCCCAUCCCCGGCGCCGGCGCCCAAGGUCGCGUCGCCCAAGGCCGGCGACAGGAAGGUGGUGCCGGCGGACGCGGUGGAGGUGGAGGAGAAGCACGUGCUGGCGGUGGACGACAGCUCCGUCGACCGCACCGUCAUCGCCAAGAUCCUCCGCAGCUCCAAGUACAGAGACAUGGAAGGAAGGCUGGAGCUGCUCGCGCUGGGUCUGCUCCCCGACGUGAACAUGAUCAUCACGGACUACUGGAUGCCCGGGAUGACUGGGUACGAGCUCCUCAAGCACGGGCCCUCUUACGCCUUCGGCUUCUUCUCCACCAACCACCAGGCGCCGCCCUGCAACAGCGGCGGGAUCAUGACCUCCGUGGUGGAGGGCAUCCCACAGGUGGUCUGGUCCGCCAACCGCGGCCAGCCCGUCGGGGAGGGCGCGUCCACGGAGCUUACGUCCGCGGGCAACCUCGUGCUCUGCUUCGCCCCCGGUGGCGCCGUCGUGUGGUCAGCGGGCACCGCGGGGUGGUCCGUGGCCGCGAUGGCCGUCGCCCGCGACGGCAACCUGGUGCUCCUCGACGCGCGGAACGCCACGGUGUGGCAGUCGUUCGACCACCCCACCGACGCCCUGCUCGUCGGGCAGUCGCUGCGCCAGGGCGCGCGCCUCGUCGCCAACUCCUCCGCCGCUGACUGGUCCGCGAGCCGGCAGCCGGCUCUACCUGACCGUUGCCAACGACAGCCUCAGCGCCUACGUCGACGCCAAGCCGCCGCAGCGAUCGGCGCCUCCGACGUGUUCGCCGUCCCCGGGGACUUCAACCUCACCCUGCUCGACUACCUCAUCGCGGAGCCGGGGCUGAGCCUCGCCGGCUGCUGCAACGAGCUCAACGCCGAGUACGCGCGGUCGCGGGAGCUGCCGUCGCCCACAGCCGCGCCGCCAGCGGCUGCUGCUGCGGUGGUCAUUGACGUGGAGGAGACACAGGAGGAGAGGAUCAUCAGAGAGGAGACCGACGAGCUGAUGCGCAUCGGCAGCGUGAAGCACGCGCUGCGCUCCAAGUCCGGCCGCGCGCCCGCACAGUUCCCACACUCGCACUCCACAGGGCACUCGCUCGCAGUCGCAGCGUCUGCCACCACCGGCACCGGCACCGGCGCUGGCACCGAGAGGUUCACGCUGCGUCUGCCCGACUCCGGGACCUCGCCGCGGCGGGGAAGCUCCAGCGUACCACGAGCCUAG
This is a messenger RNA of Miscanthus lutarioriparius, 1251 nucleotides long. NCBI's taxonomy places the organism in Eukaryota, Viridiplantae, Streptophyta, Magnoliopsida, Poales, Poaceae. The record is from the annotation of a GenBank genome assembly.